AGCCCACAAAAUUCCCAAAGCAAAAGAGCAGAAGAUGUAGUUGACAGGCAGUUGAGGUUCAUCAAAAGAAAGCAAGUGAAGACGCGAUCAAACCUCGGAUCGAUCACAGGAUUAUAUAUCAACAAACCUCUUCUUUAGAGAGAGAAACUCUAGAGAGAGAAAAUGAUGGCAGACGGAAUAGAAGACGAAGAGAAAUGGCUUGCCGCCGGCAUCGCCGGUCUUCAACAAAAUGCAUUUUACAUGCAUCGCUCUCUGGAUUCGAAUAAUCUUAGAGAUGCUUUGAAGUAUUCGGCCCAGAUGCUUUCCGAGUUAAGGACUUCGAAGCUUUCUCCUCAUAAGUAUUAUGAACUCUAUAUGCGUGCAUUUGAUGAAUUGAGGAAGUUGGAGAUGUUUUUUAGGGAAGAGACACGGCGUGGUUGUUCGAUCAUUGAUUUGUAUGAGCUUGUGCAGCAUGCUGGUAACAUCUUGCCUAGAUUAUAUCUCCUCUGUACUGUGGGGUCUGUGUACAUCAAGUCUAAAGAAGCUCCUGCGAAGGAUGUCCUUAAGGAUCUUGUGGAAAUGUGCCGUGGCAUUCAGCAUCCUGUUCGUGGACUCUUUUUAAGGAGUUAUCUUUCUCAAGUCAGUAGAGACAAGUUACCUGAUAUAGGUUCUGAAUAUGAAGGGGAUGCUGACACAGUUAUGGAUGCUGUGGAGUUCGUCCUUCAGAACUUUACUGAGAUGAACAAGCUGUGGGUUCGGAUGCAACAUCAGGGACCUGCCCGUGACAAGGAAAAGCGGGAGAAAGAAAGGAGCGAGCUACGUGAUCUUGUGGGAAAGAACCUGCAUGUCCUCAGUCAGAUAGAAGGUGUUGACCUUGAUUUGUACAAAGAGACUGUACUUCCCAGAGUUCUUGAACAGGUUGUUAAUUGUAAAGAUGAGAUAGCUCAGUUCUAUUUGAUGGAUUGCAUUAUUCAAGUCUUUCCAGAUGAGUAUCACUUGCAAACUCUUGAAGUUUUGUUGGGUGCAUGCCCCCAGCUCCAGCCCUCUGUUGACAUCAAGACAGUGCUUUCUAGAUUAAUGGAGAGACUCUCAAAUUACGCAGCAUCAAGUGCAGAUGUUUUGCCUGAGUUCUUGCAAGUUGAAGCUUUUUCAAAAUUAAACAAUGCUAUAGGAAAGGUGAUAGAAGCACAGGUUGAUAUGCCUAUUUUUGGAGCUGUGACUUUGUAUUCCUCCCUGUUAACGUUUACCCUACAUGUUCACCCGGACCGACUGGAUUAUGCAGAUCAAGUGUUGGGAGCAUGCAUUAAGAAAUUAUCUGGCAAAGGAAAGCUUGAAGACAACAAAGCAACGAAACAAAUUGUGGCACUCUUAAGUGCUCCAUUGGAGAAAUACAAUGAUGUUGUCACUGCUUUGAAGCUUUCAAACUAUCCUCGUGUCAUGGAGUACCUUGAUGUGGAGACAAAUAAAAUUAUGGCAACUGUCAUAAUUCAAAGCAUAAUGAAAAACAACACUCGUAUCUCUACAGCUGACAAUGUUGAGGCAUUGUUUGAAUUACUCACAGGACUUAUCAAAGAUUUGGAUGGAGCCCAUGAAGAGGUUGAUGAAGAUGAUUUCAAAGAGGAACAAAAUUCUGUUGCACGUCUUAUUCAGAUGCUACAUAAUGAUGACCCCGAGGAAAUGUACAAGAUAAUAUGUACAGUACGGAAGCAGAUCAUGACUGGAGGUCCAAAGCGUUUACCCUUCACUGUUCCCCCUCUUGUAUUUUCUUCUCUUAAGUUGGUUAGACGACUACAAGGGCAAGAGGAAAAUCCUUUUGGUGAUGAAUCAUCAACUACGCCAAAAAAGAUAUUUCAGCUUUUAAAUCAGUUGGUGGAGGCACUAUCAACUGUUCCAGCACCUGAACUGGCAUUACGGCUGUACUUACAGUGUGCUGAGGCUGCUAACGACUCUGAAUUAGAGCCUGUUGCAUAUGAAUUUUUUACUCAAGCAUAUAUUUUGUAUGAAGAAGAAGUGUCAGAUUCUCGAGCACAGGUGACUGCUUUACAUUUGAUAAUAGGAACUCUUCAAAGGAUGCAUGUUUUUGGUGUUGAGAACAAGGAUACUUUGACGCACAAAGCUACUGGGUAUUCUGCGAAGCUUUUAAAGAAGCCUGAUCAGUGCAGAGCUGUUUAUGGGUGUGCGCAUCUAUUUUGGGUUGAUGAUCAAGAUAACAUGAAAGAUGGAGAGAGGGUUCUGAUUUGUCUUAAGCGAGCUCUAAGAAUUGCAAAUGCUGCUCAACAAAUGUCCAAUGCGACGAGAGGUAGCACUGGAUCAGUGACACUGUUUGUUGAGAUUCUGAACAAGUAUCUUUAUUUCUUUGAGAAGGGAAACCCACAGAUCAAUAUUGCUGCAAUCCAGAGCCUGAUUGAAUUGAUUACAACUGAGAUGCAAAGUGAAUCUAGUACACCAGAUUCUGCUGCUGAUGCUUUCUUUUCCAGCACUCUGCGGUAUGUUCAGUUCCAGAAACAGAAAGGUGGAGCAAUUGGUGAAAAGUAUGAGCCCAUCAAGGUGUGACAGAAUUACUGGAUUGUUCUUUUUUUUUUUACUUUUUUUUUCUGAGGUGCUUGGUUUUAAAAUAUAGAUGCUACCAUUGACCUCCUGUUGAAGUAGCUUUGUGCAUUAGAGUCGAGUUGAAAUCGAGUGCCUACUCAUUAAACCAGUAUAAAAUCAUACACUAGCUUUGACUUGAUGGUUUAGGAAAUGAACUCCUUAUAAAGUUCAUUGCUGUCAAAUAUUCUUUUGAGGUUUUCGUAAAUCAGACCAUGUCCUUUUAUAUGUACUAACACGGAGUUGUAUCAAACCUCUUCUGUUUUUCACAGAAUCCUUUAGAAGCUAAGUUUGUCAUUCUUA
Molecule: messenger RNA, 2868 nt
Organism: Mercurialis annua (annual mercury)
Lineage: Eukaryota; Viridiplantae; Streptophyta; Magnoliopsida; Malpighiales; Euphorbiaceae
Product: vacuolar protein sorting-associated protein 35A-like
Exons: 21
Coding region: 163-2532 (789 amino acids)
Biological process (GO): intracellular protein transport; retrograde transport, endosome to Golgi
Cellular component (GO): retromer complex; late endosome; retromer, cargo-selective complex
Source: RefSeq, a predicted model, not a curated record